Messenger RNA from Saprolegnia parasitica CBS 223.65, 1304 nucleotides. RefSeq lists its product as hypothetical. The record is from RefSeq and is a predicted model, not a curated record. The coding region runs from base 13 to 1224 and encodes 403 amino acids. NCBI's taxonomy places the organism in Eukaryota, Oomycota, Saprolegniomycetes, Saprolegniales, Saprolegniaceae. The transcript has 9 exons.
GUCGGAACGACCAUGGACAUUGCGCUGGCCGUGUGGGCCGCAGGGCUCGGCGACGUUCGCGACAUCGUCCGAGCAUCGACCGUCUCAACGCGCUGGCACCGGUCGCUGACGGCCCAAGCGCCGUUCCAAGCGCGCUUUGGCCGCGAGUUUCGUCCCGAGUACGCCCUCCUGUGCGCCGAGCAGGAGGCCAUUGCGCUCGUCCAAGACUGGCGAACUCUGUACAUCCAGCGAUCUCUGGGUUUUGCGAAUGGGUUCCGCCUUGGCAUGGACCUCCUGCCAGCGCCCGAGGACCCAAUAGAGCUCGCGCAGCGCAAGGCCGAAGCGAGCUUGCUGCGCUGGAUUUACGUGACGGAGCAGGCCGAGGUCCGUCUCUCCCGACCCAUAUUCGGCGACGUCCUCGAGGCCGCGAGCCUCGAGCGCCUUCCGCUUCAAGAAGCCUUGCAUUGGCAGCACUGCUUCUCGCAAGCCAAGCCGCUUUACGACCAACUGUUGCACCCGGCGAUUCCGGCGGCCUGCGACGUCUUGGACGACGCCGACUAUGCGUUCAAGAUUGACGAGCAGGCUGCUUGCAUCAAGAAAUUGUACAACCAAGCAGUGUGGAAUGUCAAGUACUUCAAGGUGCUCGAGAAGCCAUUCCGGGAUCUCUUGACGAGCGACGUCAAGCAGAUUGGCACGAUCGUCCCCGCGAUCAUCAAGACGCUCAAGAUGAUGUGGUCCUCGAGCAAGUACUACAAGGACAGCGCCAAGAUGGGCAGUCUUCUCGGCCGCAUCGCCCUCGCCCUCUGCGCACGCGUGAGCGCGACGGUCGAGAUCAACCACCUUCUCUGCGGCAACGACUUUGACGCGACCAUCUCGCUCGUCGAGAGCGCCGGCAUGAUGCUUGAACGCUGGCACGACGUGUACACAGAGAACGACGGUGGGUUCUGGGGCCCCUUUGACAGGACCGAGCUCUUUGGCCGCGUCGACGACGUCGCGCAGUGGUGCUCGGAGGUCCGGAGCGUGCUCAUGAUCCUCCGCCAGAUCAAGCUCGAAAUGGUGCGUCGCGCCGACGACGUCGAGACGUUCGAAGCGAUGCUGUCGACCAUGGACGCGGGUCUGUACGCGCACUGGGCCACGGUGGUCCUCUUUGAUGCAAGCAGCCGCGCCUCGUGGCUCGACGGCGUCGGCUUUCUGCGCGCGACGUCCAACGCGCUCCUUGCGUUCGCCCACAAGCUCGGGUCAUAGACACACAACAAUUCGUCGAUUCAAGCAGUCGCAUUCCAAGACCUUAGUUAGCGUCGGAAAUGAUACAAGGGGACGUAGGC